UCGAAUCUAGUCUUCUCCGCUUCAUCGGACCUUCGGCAAGGUCCCAUUGUUUUCACCCGAAACACUUAGUAACCAUGCGGCCAUGAUCCAAUGCAUGGUAUUGACAUAGUAUAGUUGAAAAUCUGUUGUUUUUCUUGUUAGGGCCGGGGAUGACAUACUAGUAUGAGACAUGCGAUAAGUACGAUAUCAUCCGAGUUUCAACUAAGUUAUCGCUUUAAAGUCUUAAGAUAAACCGAUAAAAUACAAGUAUCUUUUGAUUUUAUUACUGUGUUCUUUUGCUACACAACAGGGGCGGAACUAGGGUGGGUUCAAGUGGGUUCAUUGAACCCACUGAUUUUUUGAAAAAAAUUUAAAUUUUUUUUUUUUAAAAAAAAAAAAAAAUCAAAAUAGGUUUAAAUAGAAUAUUUGUGUAUUAUAUGGCAACAAGUAAAGUUGUAGCCCAGUGGUUAUUUUUACCUCCCAUCACACAAGAGGUUGUGGGUUCAAAACCCAUAACUCACAUUUUUUUUUUUUAAUUUUGUUUCCUGAGCACUGAGCUUUCCUGCUUCGUGCUUCCAGAGUUCGCUUUCCUCUUCCUCAUUCAGUCAUUCCCCCAAAUUGCAAAACCCUAACUUCUUCCUCCAAUCCUCCUUCUCUUAAUCUCUUCCCGAGUUCCCGUUCUUCCUCCUUCAGUCCUUCUCUUCCCGUUCUUCCUCCUUCUCUUCCCGGCGCAGCACGGCAGCAGACUAGCAGAGUCAGCAGAACACGGCGGCAGCGGCAGGCCGGCAGCGCACCAGCCACUCACCCAGACCCAGCGUCCCAGCCUCACAGCCGUGUAUGGUGUAUCGGUGUAUGUAGGGCAGACUAGCAGCAUAUACCUAUUAUACCAUGAGUUUAGAGUCAUUUUGGAAACGUGCCGGGAAGUCACAAAAGUCUUCAACUUGUUCUUCACCUAGUUCAAGGGAUCCUCCAAUAGAAGAACAUGUGUCUCCUAAUGAUGAUGAGGUUCCUAUUGCUGCAACAAUUCCACCACCUGAGAACACUAAUACUACUGUUGACUCCGAUGAUACUCGCAUUUAUGAUGUUGAUCUUCUUCCACAUGACCCUGGAAAAAGAAUUCCAGUUAUGGAGUAUCCUCCUAAUGAUCGAGAUGCCGUAAGGAGAGGCUAUAUUACAAAGAAACAUUGUGAUCCACGCACACAUAAUUUUCCUCAAAGAAAAGUUGGAGGUAUGCGCCGUUUUAAUGUUACUUGGUUUGAUAAAUAUGAGUGGCUUGAAUAUAGUGUUGAGAAAGAUGCGGCUUUUUGUUUUGUGUGCUAUUUGUUCACUGAUAAAGUUGAUUAUUCUUUGGCUGUUAAUGAUUCCUUUAUUAAAGGGGGAUUUAGAGGAUGGAAUAAGACUGGUAGAUUUGAUGUUCAUGUGGGUGGUAUUGGUAGUUUCCAUAAUCAGGCUAAUGAGAAAUAUAGUAUGUUUAUCAACCCAAAGACAUCAGUUGCUGAAUCUCUUUGCACUUAUUCUAAGGAAGCUAAACUACAAUACAAAUCUCGCUUGACUUAUUCAUUGAAAUGUAUUAGAUUUCUUUUAAAUCAAGGUUUAGCUUGUCGUGGGCAUAAUGAAAGUGAAGAAUCUUGGAAUAGGGGUAAUUUUCUUGCACUCUUAACAUGGUUUUCAGAAAAUAAUAGUGAGGUAGCAAAGGUUGUUCUAGGUAAUGCCCCGGGAAAUAAUCGAAUGACUAGUCCUUUAAUUCAAAAAGAACUUAUUAAUUGUUGUGCCAAAGAAACCACUAGACUUCUUAUUGAUGAUAUUGGGGAUGACUAUUUUGGAAUACUGGCUGAUGAAUCUAGUGAUGUAUCUCAAAAGGAACAAAUGGCCCUUUGCUUGCGUUAUGUCAAUAAUAAAGGGAAGAUAAAUGAGAGGUUUCUUGGAAUUGUACAUGUUAAGGAUACUACUGCUUUGUCACUAAAGAGUGCAAUUGAGUCUUUGCUUAUGGAAUAUUCAUUGAGUUUGUCUAGAGUUCGUGGACAAGGUUAUGACGGUGCUAGUAAUAUGAGGGGGGAGAUAAAUGGUCUCAAGACUUUGAUCAUGAAUGAAACAAAACAAGCCUAUUAUAUUCAUUGUUUUGCUCACCAACUUCAAUUAACCCUUGUUGCUGUUGCUAAGGAUAAUGAUGAUUGUAUUUGGUUGUUUGAUCAACUUGCUAUUUUGUUGAAUAUUAUUGGUGUUUCUUGUAAGCGAAGGGAAAUGAUAAGAGAAAUACAAUCUCAACAUAUUCUACAAGCAUUAGAACUAGGAGAAAUUGAAAGUGGGCAAGGUUUAAACCAAGAACAUGGCUUAGGUAGGCCUGGUGAUACUAGGUGGGGAUCACAUUACAAAACUGUUUCAAAUGUUACCGCAUUGUAUGCUACUAUUGUUAAAGUUCUUGAGAAGAUUGGAUCAAAUAAGAUUUAUAAGGAUGAUCGCGUGAAGGCUAUCACUGUCAUGUCUACAUUUGAAUCAUUUGAAUUUGUAUUUAUGAUACAUUUGAUGUCCGAAAUAUUUGGGAUUACUGAUAAAUUGUGUCAAGCUCUGCAAAAGGGGGACCAAGAUAUUGUUAAUGCCAUGACAUAUGUUAAAUUGACUAAGGAGGGAUUACAACAAAUGAGGGACCAUGGGUGGGAAGACUUUUUACAUCUUGUGGUUUGUUUUUGUGUUAAACAUGAUGUAGAAGUUCCUACUAUGGAUGAUAUGUAUGUUCCUCGUGGAAGGUCAAGACGCUUCUUUUCCAAAGUUUCAAAUCUUCAUCGAUUUCGGGUAGAAAUGUUUAUAAGUGUUAUUGAUUUACAACUCCAAGAGCUCAAUAGUAGAUUUGAUGAAGAAAAUAUGGAGUUACUUAUUUGUGUGUCAUGCUUAAACCCGAUCAAUUCAUUUGCGGCAUUUGAUAUGCAAAAGUUGUUGAGACUUGCUGAGUUAUAUCCCAAAGAGUUUCCAACUAAUGAUAUGACGAUGACUGCACUUCGUCAUGAGCUUCAAUUUUAUAUUAAUGAUGUGCGCCAAGAUGCAAGGUUUGGAGACUUGAAGGGUAUUCAUGAGCUUUCUAUGAUGCUUGUUGAAACAAAUAAGCAUACUACUUACAACUUAGUUUACUUGCUUAUAAGACUAGCAUUGAUCCUUCCGGUUGCAACUGCAAGCGUGGAACGAGUGUUUUCCUCAAUGACAUACGUAAAAAAUAAGUUGCGAAAUAGUAUGGGUGAUCAACUAUUGAAUGAUAAUUUAGUCACUUUUCUUGAAAGAGAUUUAUUUUCAAGAGUUAGUGAUGAUGAUGUAUUGGAACGCUUCCAAAGUAUGAAGACUCGAAGAAUGCUUCUGUAG
This is a messenger RNA of Chenopodium quinoa (quinoa), 3327 nucleotides long. Its product is annotated as zinc finger MYM-type protein 1-like. The coding region runs from base 868 to 3327 and encodes 819 amino acids. The record is from RefSeq and is a predicted model, not a curated record. The transcript has 2 exons. Lineage: Eukaryota; Viridiplantae; Streptophyta; Magnoliopsida; Caryophyllales; Amaranthaceae. Gene Ontology annotation, molecular function: protein dimerization activity.